Molecule: messenger RNA, 685 nt
Organism: Coffea eugenioides
Lineage: Eukaryota; Viridiplantae; Streptophyta; Magnoliopsida; Gentianales; Rubiaceae
Exons: 3
Source: RefSeq, a predicted model, not a curated record
GAAACUCAUGGAUUGCGCGAUGAUAUUGAGGAAGAAACUUCUAUCAGUGACGUGAAGGCUCCGAAUGUGUUUGAACGAGCCAAAGAGGAAAUUGAGGCUAUUGUUCAGGCAAUUCAUCCCAGGAAGGAACCUCAGGAUACUGGGAAUCAUGGUCAAGACAGGCAUUCUGCUGCAAAUGUGGAAUUAAAAUCAGAAGUUUCAGAAACUCAUUCAGAGCAGGACAGAAAGUCGCCUAAAUUUAUUGAGAGAGCUAAGGAAGACAUUGAAGCAUUUUUACAUAAAAAGAAGCCGGCAAAUCAUCAUCAUAAAGAAACUCAUGGAGCAAGUGAUGACAUAGAUGAGAACACUCCCAUUAGUGAAAUUAAAGGUCCAAACGUCUUUGAAAGAGCAAAGGAAGAAGUUGAGGCCCUUGUUCAUGCAAUUCAUCCGAAGAAGGAUUCUAGAACAGACACUUCGUCAUCAAAGAAAGAAGGUGGAUUCAGGAUGUCUAUUGGAAAGGGGUUGGAAAAAAUGUGUUCUCCACGGAGCCAUGAUAAAGAUUAAGAGUGAAGUCUUGAGCAUCUCCGCAUUUGAUUGGAUCAGCAGCUCCCCCAUAAAUGGUAAGCUAGUUAUUAAGUAGAAUUAAAGCACAGAAUUGUAAACUUCACCUGCAUAUGGAUAUUGUGGAAAGGCCGAUCAUAGUGGA